Messenger RNA from Hyla sarda, 5328 nucleotides. It is a transcript of the gene LPIN3, whose product is annotated as lipin 3. Gene Ontology annotation, biological process: fatty acid catabolic process; positive regulation of transcription by RNA polymerase II; cellular response to insulin stimulus. The coding region runs from base 181 to 2466 and encodes 761 amino acids. NCBI's taxonomy places the organism in Eukaryota, Metazoa, Chordata, Amphibia, Anura, Hylidae. The record is from RefSeq and is a predicted model, not a curated record. Gene Ontology annotation, molecular function: phosphatidate phosphatase activity; transcription coactivator activity. The transcript has 20 exons. Gene Ontology annotation, cellular component: nucleus.
CAUAGAGCUCUCCCAUAGAGCUGCAUCGAGGGGGCAUGUCGGCCAUCGCUUAGUGAAGAGGUCGACGUGCUCCUUUUAGAAGGAGAGCCGGGGCCCCGUACAGGAGAUUGUGGGGGGUCCCAGCUGAUGGAUCCCAGCUUAGGAUAGGGGAUACGUUUUUAUAUCUCUGAUUUUCAGACAAUGAACUAUGUGGGGCAGCUAGCGGGCUCCGUACUGGGCCGUGUGCGCGACCUCUAUAAGGGUGUGAAUCCAGCAACGUUGUCCGGUUCUAUAGAUGUGGUGGUGGUCCGCCAACCCGAUGGCUCCUUUCGAUCUUCACCCUUCCAUGUGCGAUUUGGGAAACUUGGUAUUCUGCGUUCAACUGAGAUGACUGUGGACAUAGAAGUGAAUGGAGAGCCUGUAGAUUUACCAAUGAGACUUGGAGAAAAUGGGGAAGCUUUCUUCAUAGAAGAUGGGGAGGAGAGUGAUGUGUCCAAUUCCCCAGACAUGUCUCCUCAUCUCUCUCAGGACACUUCCUCCCUUUAUGUUGGCAACGAAUUGCCUGAACCUUCCCCAGCUUUCCAUUCUCCGCUCCCCUUUGUCGAUACCCCCACCAGAAGGAAAAACUGGACCAAGAGAGUAAUGGCACACAGGGACGAAGUAGCGAACAAAUCCGAAGACACAAUGCUGCCUACAUGUGACUCCAUAUACUUCUCUUUCACUGAGAUCCCAGAUGAUCUCUUCCCAUCACAGUCUAUGGAUCUCCUCACCACGGCGGAAGAUGAUCUCUUGCCGUCCUCCACAAGCCGCUCACCCUCCCCUAAAAGUGACUCAGAGCUUGAAUUGAGGACGCCUGGCACACCUCACUCUGAGAGCUGCAUAGAGUGGGAUUGGGGAAGACUCCCGCAGGUUUCUCGGACAGAUUUGGUUCCUCAAAUAUCACAGUCUCUCCCACCCAGUCCAACCAGGGACCUUGAAACACUGGAACGCGCCUCACCAGAUCCUGGUUUUCCUGAUCCAACAGAAGACUGUAAUACUAGCCAGAGGGUCCCGGAAUCUGGGGAAACCUCCAUGCCGCCAUGUCACAAAGAUACAGUCAGUGAAACUUCUCCAUUGCACCCGGAUGAUGUUAUGUCCCCCGACUCUCAGGAAGUAUCGCUUUAUUUUCCGAACAGUGAUCCCCAUCCCCCACCUCCACCACUCCAUAAGAAGGAAGACUCAGAAGAGAUACCAGAAGACAACAUGGAACCAUCUAUACCUACUGUAGAAAUGUCACUCUGUGGGGGUCUCACAGAUACAUGGAACAUUCCUGAAGACAGGUUCCUCAAGUACCAGAUUUCGUUCUCAGAUUUCAGCCAAAACCCCUCACUCAUAGAAAACCCGAGACUGGUGUUGCGAAUACACAACAAGUUCUAUAACUGGACGACGGCCGCCCCAAUUCUUCUAUGCAUGCAAGCUUUCAACCAGAUGUUGCCACAGGGGGUGAUUGAUAAGAUUUCUCAGCAGAAGAUGCCUCCUCGAAGUCGAGGAUGGUGGUUUUCUUGGCGCAGAAGAAGCUUGCCUAACCAACCGCAGCCAGUAACAAACCCUAAGGAUUAUUUGGAGCAGAAUGAAGAUCCCACCACCGAGCGGCUGAACGAGAAGAUGGAUGAUGACAGGAAACCUUCCCUAAUUCCCAUUCAAGCUAAGCCAUGUCGGAAAUCCCUACGAUUGACAUCUGAGCAGAUAAAAAGCUUAAAUCUACAAAGUGGAGCAAAUGAAGUGGUGUUCAGUAUCUGCACGAAGUUUCAAGGCACAUGUCGCACCCGAGCACAGAUUUACCUAUGGGAAAGCACAGACCAAAUCAUUGUCAGCGACAUCGAUGGAACAGUGACGAGGUCAGAUGCCCUCGGUCAUAUCUUGCCACAGCUUGGAAAAGACUGGACACAGCCCGGGAUAGUGCAGCUCUACAAUGCCAUCUACAUGAAUGACUACAAGUUUGUGUACUGCUCUGCGCGCUCGGUGGGACUGGCAGAAAUUACGAAGACCUUCUUACAAGGUGUUAGUGAAGGCGGCUUCACUCUCCCACCAGGGCCUCUCCUUCUUUCUCCAACCAGUCUGUUUGCAGCGCUUCACAGGGAGGUUAUAGAGAAGACCCCAGAGCGCUUUAAGAUUGCUUGUCUCUCUGACAUUGGGCAACUCUUCACAGACUCUUAUCCUUUCUACGCUGCCUUUGGCAACAGACCGAAUGAUGUCCUAGCCUACAGGGAAGUGGGGGUUCCAGAAUCGCGGAUCUUCACUGUGAAUCCAAGGGGAGAAUUGACUCAGGAGCUGAACUCAAGCUUUAAAUCCUCGUAUGCGGCCCUCAGAGACUUGGUGAAUGUCAUGUUCCCCCCUCCAUCAUCCCAGUCGGUCUCAGCUUUAGUCUCUCAGGAGUUUAGUGACUUCUCCUUUUGGAGGGACCCGCUGACAAGUCUUAGCAAGGAAGACAUUGAGCACGUAUCCUAACAAGGAGCAUUCACCUGACGUCAAAUAAAAAGACUCCCUAAAACACCUUUUCCAUUUAUACGUGCAAUACAUUAUCUACACUACAGCACCUGUAGACUCCUAUCCCUUCUUCCCAGAAUUCCCAGUGGCGCACAAAUGGCCUAUAAGUCUCCACACUCCACACUCUGUGACAUUCUCCUCAAGGAGAAAAAUUACCCCUUUUGUCCAUCUUUUAUCCUCACGUUGUAUCUCAUCUGACGUUUCCUAUAACACACGGACACGGACUUGUACAAUAUAUGGAUUCAAAGGCUUUUAUUACUUCACAAACAGCUUUUCUCCUUGCCGGAGUCUGACAACGAACUUGGGUCGGAAUCCAUAAGAAACAACCGUACGCACCAUAAUAUUAACAAUCAGUAUCAACCAAAGUACAAAACAAAAUAAGUACAAUACAGCCUGAAUGUUCUCUCAUUGUAAAUUGCAUGGAAAAAUGAUAUACUACAUCUUACGAGCCCUCAGAUACAGGAUUAAUGCUGUCAGACGCAGACGGGAAGCUCCUUCUCCCUUCCAUGAGGUUAAGAGCUACUUGGAAUGUGACUUGAAGGAAGUGUUUAAAUUGGGGGUGUCAUGGGCUGCUGACAACCAGGGAAUGUCUGCUCUAUUUAUCCUGUCAGCGACCCUUGAGGAAGCUAGCCUGAGCGGCCCUGAUUUACAGGUCUAUGGGGUAAGAGAACCUACUGCCGGAGCACACGAACCCCUGCCCUCCUGCAAAAACAUCAUCGCUGACAUAAAUCCACAUUCUUCAGCAUGAGAAAUCUGAAAGCUGUAAAGUCUUCCCGCCAUGUAUACAUAGUAGAGGUAACCGGUUAGUGCAGUGUUUCCCAACCAGGGUGCCAACGGCUGUCCGGGCAUGCUGGGAGUUGUAGUUUCCCAACAGCUGGGGGCACCCUGGUUGGGAAACACUGGGUUAGUGUCUUACAACCCACAGUGCCAAGGAGGAAUGGGCACCAUGGCUGUGUAUAAUAUAGUUACACACGUGGAAUGUUUUUUAUUUCGUGGCAAAAAGUGGAGAGAGACAAUAACCAGCACGAGCGGGUAUAUUGGCAUUGGGCAUUUUCUCUGCCACCGAAUGGACCUUCUGGAUCAUAGCAUGGAGAUAAGGCCAGUUUUUUUUGACAUUCCUGCUAAAUGAUGCCCAUUAAUAAGUUGUCCUUGUCAUUUUAAAAAACAAAAGAAAAAAACAAUUGACCUGUCGGGGUCUGGGUGUUCGGACUCCCACCAAUUGCUAGAACGAGCCAUGAAAAGCCUGCAGCUUACUGCUCCUCUCGAGAUGCGUUUUUAGGGUAAAUCUAUGGCACCCAUCUUCUGCAGUGAGAAAGAGAGAGAAGCGAUUAGCUGUGCGCUUCUCCCAGCUUGUUCUAGUGGGGGUCUGAACACUUAUGUAACAUGUGAAACAUUUAUUUAAAUGACAAGAACCCAUUACGUUUUAAACUUUGAAUUGCACUAGUGUCUACAAGAGUUGUUUUAUAUUCAUGGGCCAAUGUGGCUCAACUGGGCACUGUCACUUGAAAAAACUUUUCAAUACAUCGUAGAGAUACGUCAAAGGGUUUGAUUGGUUGGGUCCGGGUGUUCAGACCCCCGUUGAUCACUAAGCAAGUUCUCUCCAAGCCCAUUCUUCCAUAGUACCAUCUCUUUCUGUCAGCUACAACCUCUUCCCCAUUAAAUGAUCGUUUGGAAUCUGAACACCCAGAGUUGUGUUAAGUGUAUGGCCCAAUGUGACUCAAUUGGGCACUGCCACUUGAAAAAAAAUUCAACAUGCUGUAAAGAUAUGUCAAAAGAGAUUGAUUGGUUGGGUCAUGGUGUUCAGACCCUCACUGAUCGGUAAGUGCAUGCUAAGCAUGUUCUCUCCCAACUCUGUCUUCUUUGGUACCAUCUCUUUGCCAGUCACACUUCUCCUCCCCACCCUUCCCCGUUUUAGCGAUCGUUGGAACCCAUACUGAUCAAAAUGUCUCUACCACGUGUCAUGAGUUUUUCAAGUGACAGGCACACUUUAAAUACAAGAAAAGUGGUAGCCGGGUCAUUCCAGAACAGUUGCGUCAUGGUCCAUGUUGUACAAGAGUAAAGAUGGGUUCACACUACAGUCCGGUGCCUCCAUUACAGAUCCAUCCAAAAUGCUGUGCUAUUUUGUCUGGUGAAAUGCUGGAAACCCGACUGUACCCUUUAAAGUCAAUGGGGGCUGUUGGGGUCUGGUGUGCAUUGGAUUUGCUCGUGCCCCAAUAAUGGAGCAGAACAAUGGUAGAGUCAACCCAACCUGGCCCGGCACAACUUUCUAUUGUUACAUUCAUAAAGUGCACCCAGUUGUCAUAUACAUGAUCCAAUAGAUUUUAUUUUUGAAUGUUCUUUACUUGUGUUUAGCGCAUCUGAAGUAUAAAAAUAAACUAAUAAUUAUAGACAUUUAUGAAGAUCAGAUUAAAUUGUAAAUGUUGCUUAUGGAAACUUGACAUGAUAUUUGUGAUAACAUUGAAACAGGACAAUCUAAAGCAGUGGUCUCCAAACUGUUGUAAUAUAUAGUCAAUUUGACAUAUUGACUAUAUGGACCAUAGAGGGAUGGCGCAUAUAUACUUGCCAAUAAUGCUCUAUAUUAUAGAACUGGCUAUUGUGGUUAAAUACCAGCUGGAGAGCCAAACCUACACCAAAUACCCCCAGUGUAGGUUAGGGGUCAAUCAAUCACAAAACACCAGACCACGGGGGUCAACAACAAAAAACAAACCCUAUGAAUGUCAACCGGAAAGCCAGAUAUUCUUCCACUUUAGAUAUAAUUAGCAGACAUUAAAUGGGUACUCCGCUGGAAAACGUUUUUUUUUUAAUCAACUGAUGCCAGAAAGU